AUGCAGACCAAUGAUGAUGAUGCUUCAGAGCUUCAUUCCGACAUCUCGAAUUUUAGGCGCAGCAAGCUUUCAAAGCAGCAUGAGCCUUUUGUAAAAGAUUCUAUUGCAUUCUCAUUUUCAGAAUCCCCUGUCUCUGCUAGACCACCAUCACUUGGUUCUUGGGUUUUAAACCAAGGAAGUUUAAGUGGUACCGAAAAGCGGAGAAGUGAUGUUUGUAGAUCGAGCUUGAGCUCUAUUGCAGAAGUAGCUACUUCAUCCAUGAAUGAUCUCUCGAUCCAUCAAACCGAGGAUUCUGCCUCCUUUUCAAAAUCGGAAGCUUCAACCAAUUUCCAUUACUCACCUCCAUAUUCGGCUCCGGUACCUUUUGCCCCUUUAUUGCCUGAUGCUGCAUCUUGGUUUAAUGCUAGUAGGCCAAAUUUUUGGGAGGUAAGGGGCUCAGAGUUCAUUAACAAACCCGAGAAUUUCUAUGAUGCAUCAAGGAUGAGUGAAUACCCUAAUUGGUAUCCUGAUGGCCAAGUUAAUUAUGGUCCCGGUAUUCCAGGUUUCAUGGAUAAAUACCCUCCCUUCAACGGGAUGAGUUCUUCAGAAUGGCUUCGGAGAUACAGAGAGAGUCGUAACCCUAGUUCGUGCAAACAGCCAUGCGCAGCCUAUCAACUAUUACACUCCCAUGAACCCCAUUCCCACUCCGAGUUCGUCCCGAUUCGGUCUUUUUGAUCAAUGUGGAAUCCCCUCCGUACAAAAUCCAACAGUUUACACCGAGACUCCAACGUUGCAUCAAGGAUUUCCCUGUGACUACGGCAUGGAAAAACCGGGAAUGGAAAAGCCGUUCCAGGGUUAUCAAAGGCCAACCCCUUACGGCUGUGGUACCAUGACCGAACCCAUAGCCGGGCCGAGACCACUCUUGCAGUUUCUAAAAGAGAAAGAAUGGCAACUCCAGCAGGAUCCGCCCUUGAGAAAUCCUUCUUUCAUGGGAAAUUAGAAGUUUCAAAGCUCUCUAUGUACAUUCACGCAG
Messenger RNA from Hibiscus syriacus, 1012 nucleotides. RefSeq names its product protein SMG7L-like. Lineage: Eukaryota; Viridiplantae; Streptophyta; Magnoliopsida; Malvales; Malvaceae. The transcript has 2 exons. The record is from RefSeq and is a predicted model, not a curated record. Bases 1 to 714 code for a protein of 237 amino acids.